UGUAAACCAUUGCCUAUCCAUAGUCUUUGUUUAAUUUUGUACCAAGUGUUUUAUCUAAUUUUAACCUGAGCAGAACUCGCAGAAAUGGCGAUGCAGCCUUUAAAAAACCGCGUUUGCUACUAUUAUGAUAAUGAUAUCGGAAAUUAUUAUUAUGGCAAAGGGCAUCCUAUGAAGCCACAUCGUAUAAGGAUGACACAUAAUCUACUCUUGAACUAUGGAAUUUAUAAGAAGAUGGAGAUAUAUCGACCUCAUAAAGUUGCAGCCGAAGAAAUGACAAAAUUUCAUUGUGAUGACUAUAUCAGAUUUUUAAGAUCUAUACGGCUAGACAACGUGACAGAGUAUAGCAAACAAAUGCAACAAUUUAACGUAGGAGAAGAUUGUCCUGUCUUUGAAGGCUUGUACGAAUUUUGUCAAUUAUCAGCUGGUGGAACUGUAGCUGCUGCUAUAAAACUCAACAAGAAAGCCUCAGAUAUCUGCAUUAAUUGGAGCGGUGGCUUACAUCAUGCAAAAAAGAGCGAAGCUUCUGGUUUUUGCUAUGUAAAUGAUAUUGUACUUGGAAUCUUGGAAUUGCUAAAAUAUCAUCAAAGAGUUUUGUACAUUGACAUUGAUGUUCAUCAUGGUGAUGGUAUAGAAGAAGCUUUUUAUACAACGGAUAGAGUGAUGACUGUCUCAUUUCACAAGUAUGGUGAAUACUUCCCUGGUACAGGAGACCUUGAUGAUAUAGGAACAGGAAAAGGAAAGUACUAUGCAGUUAAUAUACCUUUAAGGGAUGGUAUGAAUGAUGAAAGCUACGAAUCAAUUUUCAUUCCUGUCAUCUCUAAAGUGAUGGAGACAUUUCAACCUUCUGUUAUUGUUUUACAGUGUGGAGCAGAUUCAUUGACAGGCGAUCGAUUGGGAUGUUUCAAUUUAACUGUGAGAGGCCACGGCAAAUGUGUAGAGUUUAUAAAAAAAUAUAAUUUACCUUUUUUGAUGCUGGGAGGUGGUGGUUACACUAUAAGAAAUGUGUCCAGAUGUUGGACAUAUGAGACAUCAGUGGCUGUUGGAUGUGAAAUUGCUAAUGAGCUUCCAUAUAAUGAUUACUUUGAAUAUUUCUGUCCUGACUUUAAAUUGCACAUUAGUCCUUCAAAUAUAUUGAAUCAAAACACUGCCGAAUACCUUGACAAAAUUAAAACAAAGGUGUUUGAAAAUUUGAGAAUGUUACCUCAUGCACCUGGCAUACAAGUUCAGGUAAUACCAGAGGAUAUCAUUAUUGAAGAUUUAGAAACUGAAGAAAAGAUGAUUUUUGAUGAAAGAUUGCCUCAACGUGAUUUAGAUAAAAGGAUACAACGUGAAAAUGAGUAUAGCGAUAGUGAAGAUGAGGGUGAAGGAGGGCGAAGAGAUAACAGAUCGUUUGAGGGGUUUACGAAGAGGCUGUGUUUGGAAAAAAAUUCAAAAAUGGAUAUGGAUAUUAUGGAUGUAAAGAAAGAGAAUAUAAGAUCAGAGAUGAAAGGUAUUAAACUAAUUUUUUAUUUUAUUUUUAUAAAUUAUAGUUAAUUUAUUUAUAGAUAUUAUAUAAUAAUUAUAUAACACUUUCUAUUUAACUAGAAAAUGUGAAGGAUGAAAAAGUUGAAUAAAGAAAUAAAAAAGAAAACGAAGUUAAUCUCUGAUGAACAGCAACUUCAGAAUUUUCAUAUCUGCACAGUUACCAAAAUUCGAAAAUAAAAGUCUAAAAAUUAAGUAUAGAUAAGUUUAGAUUAUUUAAAUGGAAAAAAAAAAAAAAAA
Messenger RNA from Monomorium pharaonis (pharaoh ant), 1761 nucleotides. RefSeq names its product histone deacetylase HDAC1. The coding region runs from base 85 to 1533 and encodes 482 amino acids. The transcript is spliced from 8 exons. Gene Ontology annotation, molecular function: histone deacetylase activity. NCBI's taxonomy places the organism in Eukaryota, Metazoa, Arthropoda, Insecta, Hymenoptera, Formicidae. The record is from RefSeq and is a predicted model, not a curated record.